Molecule: messenger RNA, 4055 nt
Organism: Epinephelus fuscoguttatus (brown-marbled grouper)
Lineage: Eukaryota; Metazoa; Chordata; Actinopteri; Perciformes; Serranidae
Product: alpha-2 adrenergic receptor
Exons: 1
Coding region: 332-1633 (433 amino acids)
Biological process (GO): adenylate cyclase-activating adrenergic receptor signaling pathway; platelet activation; regulation of smooth muscle contraction
Cellular component (GO): membrane
Molecular function (GO): alpha2-adrenergic receptor activity
Source: RefSeq, a predicted model, not a curated record
CCAUGUUGAGGGAAGGAGAGCUGCGGCUGGACGGCACUCUCACCUCCUGACAAUCAGGAGACGCGUGACAAGACUAUGAAAGGGGGCACGGGAUAUAAUUUUUACUUGAGUGAGUUGUCUUGAGAUGCACGUGAUCAACAGGCUGUCAAUUACCGCCACAGACUCCGUUAAGUGGGGAUCUUUUCAUGCGCGCGUAUCCAUGUCGUCAGAUUUGUAAAUUGGCCGCGGAGCUGCGCGCUUUCGAUGGACUCCUCAGUCGUUAGAGGGCUGAGUGUGAGUUAAUGCCAAGAUCCAGACACUUCGGGAUAUACACAAAGCGCGCACAGCCGGGAUGGACUCGUUUAACGCCAGCGGAAUGGACGCGUUCACGGUGGUCCAUCUGAAUUCCUCCUGGAGUCUGGACAGUGGAUAUUCUUUAGCAGCGACAGCCAGCAUUGCUGCUCUUGUAAGUUUUCUCAUUCUCUUUACGGUUGUUGGGAAUAUUCUGGUGGUUAUUGCGGUGUUGACGAGCAGGGCGCUGAAAGCCCCACAGAACCUUUUUCUGGUGUCCCUGGCCACCGCGGACAUCCUGGUCGCCACUUUGGUGAUGCCGUUUUCCCUGGCGAAUGAACUCAUGGGCUACUGGUAUUUUGGAAAAGUUUGGUGCGGUAUUUAUCUGGCUUUGGAUGUUUUGUUCUGCACUUCGUCUAUUGUCCAUCUGUGCGCAAUAAGCCUGGACCGCUACUGGUCCGUUACGCAGGCUGUAGAGUACAACCUGAAGCGGACUCCCAAACGCGUCAAGUGCAUCAUCUUAAUUGUGUGGCUCAUAUCUGCUUUCAUCUCAUCCCCGCCGCUCAUAUCUAUAGACAGCAACAAUGAGAUGAGCUCUCAGCCACAGUGCGAGAUCAAUGAUGACACCUGGUACAUCCUCUCCUCCAGCACCGCGUCCUUCUUCGCUCCGUGCUUAAUCAUGGUGCUGGUGUAUAUCAGAAUAUAUCAGGUGGCCAAAACCAGAACCAGAAGCAUGUCGGGAAAGAAUCCCAAGCCAGAUGGCGUUACACAUACUGAGAAUGGACUGAGCAAAGCCACCUCCCCUUUCCAUGGCGAGAGAGAGAACGGUCACUGUCAGUGCCCGCCUACGCCCAGCCAACGCACCGUCACCAUCGCGCCACAAACUGAGGAUGCUGACAUGGAGGAGAGCUCCUCCUCAGAGGGCAAAGGUCACAAACUUCAGCGGGAGGACGCCCAGAGAGCCAAGAAGCCCAACAGAAAGAAAAACUCCAUCUCCAAACAGUCCACACGCAUCUCCAGAGUCAGUAACAAGUCCAUGGACCUCUUCGCCUCCAGGAGGAAACGUCGCCGGAGCUCCUUAGCCAGGAAAAAGGUCUAUCAAGCCAGAGAAAAGAGGUUUACAUUCGUCCUGGCUGUGGUCAUGGGGGUGUUUGUUGUGUGCUGGUUCCCCUUUUUCUUCAGCUACAGCCUGUACGGUGUGUGCAGGGACUCCUGUAAGAUCCCCGACCCGCUCUUUAAAUUCUUCUUCUGGAUUGGCUACUGUAACAGCUCCCUCAACCCUGCCAUCUACACCAUCUUCAACCGGGACUUCAGACGCGCCUUCCAGAAGAUCCUUUGCAAGUCGUGGAAAAAGUCCUUUUAGAUUUGAUGCAGAACUGCUGCACCACUGUGACAAUCUUUGUGGAAAUAUCAAAGUGAAAAUAAGAAGCCUGUUUUGUCUUUUACUGCCACUCCUUACUCACUGUUACGUCUCAUUGUCCUGUUGUAAUUCAGUCAUGGCAGUGCACACCGUCAAGCACCUAUGGGUGUCUCUACAAGCUUCAACAUACUGUGUGUUUUCACUACAGGCUUUCCCAGUCCGAAUAGUGAGCACCAUCAUUAUUUUCUUCCUACUUAAGUGUGUUGUAAUGCUUUUUAAUGUAUCAUUGAUGAAGCUCUUUAUACAUCUGCGAAAGAUACACAUGGCCGAAUUUAUCUGCUUGGGGGCCCCAGGGCAAAAUGGAGCACCAGGGCCCCCUGUAACCCCCACUUAGUUCAUGUCACUCCCUGUGCAAUGUGUACAAUUUUUCUAUAUUUUUGUGUUAGAUGACUACUUGGCCACAGAUUUGCUGUGUGGUAACAUAUUAAUUUAGGAUAUGCAACAUACAUAAGCACAAACCUGAGAUAUUUACGUUUUUAAAACUUGAUUUUGACACAGGGAUCCUUUUAAAAACAGAGCCUUAACUCAACAGUUGACGUUUUGGGGGGAAAAAAAUGCUUUUUCGCUUUUGUGUGUGAGUUAGACGACAAGAUCAAUACCACUAUCACACCUGUGCGGUGAAGACGUAGCUGGAGCAAGCAGCUGGUUAGCCUAGCUUAGCAUAAAGCCUGGAAACAGAGGGAAACAGAUGGACUGUCUCUCUCUAAUGGUAGCAAUAUCUGCCUCGUGGCUCGUCUGCAGCUUACUAAUUAACACUUUAUAUCUCGUUUGUUUAAUCUGUAGAGAAAUGGGAGCAUGAAAAAAACAAUCUGCUGUUUCUCAGGGGUUUAUGUGCUAGUCUUUGUCUGUACCAGUUACCAGGUAACCAGUGGAAACUCAAUGAAGUUACUGAUCCUGUAAAAUAGAACCGUUUUUCUUAUAAGCGUUGAAUUUCCCACAGAUUGAACAAACAAGACAUUGUGUGUUAAUCAGUGAGCUUUUCAAGCAGUGGCACUGCCAAGGGGUGGACAGGGGGGCCAUAGCAACAGUUGAGAUGAUUUGGCAGAUGGAUUUUGUUACCUUUGAACAUAGCCAGGUUAACUGUUUCCCUGUUUAUAGCCUUUAUGCUAAGCUAAGAUUACCAGCUACUGGCUGCAGCUUCAUAGCUACUGUGCAGAUAUGAGAGUGUUACAGAUCGACUCCCAGCAAGAAAGCAAAAAGUGUGAAUCCCAAAGUGUCAAACUAUUUCUUUAAGAUAAAAUGACAAGGCAGAACCCAUCUUAAGGCCAUUUGCCAUGUCAGUGUUGUUUUAGUUUUGCAUAUUUGUGAAAAGUUUCAGUUCAGUCAGCACAAACCAGUUCACCCAUAGUAAGCCUGGAGCUUGUGGCAGCUGUCCAGUCAGCCCAGGCUGAUAAUCCUGCACAUAGAGCAGAGGUUUCCAGCUCUUUUUCACUUGUUUCCUCUGAAAAUGAAUCUUUGUUCACACGUGGCCCCUUGACACAUGUUCAAUAUGUCUUUGAGUCAAUUGCAGUUUUGCCGCUGUUAUUUUUCCCUCUUAAAUUAUUUAUUUUAAGCCUGAUGGGCUAAAACUAUCUAGAAUUUCACAAGAAAAAGAGAAGUAUUGGAAAGAGAAAGUCAGAGAAUAUGAAUGAAAAUGAAAUAAAUGGUCCAGAUUUAUCUUGCAGCUUCUGUGAGGAGUCCGACCCUUAGGCAGGAAAACACUGAAUUUCAAGGAAUACUUUGCCUCUUUUCAACCAGGUCUGUGCCACGGAGGAGUGGAGAGUGUGUGCAGAUGAAAGGUGUUAAAGCCUCCCCCUGUGCCUCCAGCUCCUGGAGCUUUCAGCCUGUCUGUGAGCCAACAUAUGACAUGAAACACAUCAUCUGUGACAGUAAAGGACGUGUUUUGCUCACGGCACAGGCGGGGAGUUCCCGGGGCUGUCAACACAGGCGAGGCUCUACACUGCUCAUUUGCACACACUCGCCAUACCUUGAAGACACAGACCUGGUUAAAAAUUGGCAAAGUAUUCCUUUCAUUUUGUCUGUUUGCCAUGAUGUUCUUGGCCGUGUCAGCUUUUACAGCCUUAUAUGAGCGUCUCUGCUGUAAAAACAGUAAGGGUGUAAGAAAAAUAAAUUACCUGUGUUGUUCAAGUAUCUGGAUCCUUUGAGAGCAUUUACACCAUCAGAGUAUCAUCAUGGUAAUUCAUAACACAGCUGACAAAUGGCAAAAUUGUUUGUUCUGAUCUUUGACUGGACCUUAAAGAUUUAGACGGCACUGAGAAGGGCUGACAUUUCAGACUAUAAGCUAGUUAUUUUAUGUUAUUUUCACAGUGGCCAUAGACUACUGAGUACGAAAGAACAAAUGCAUUUAUUUUGCAUUUAAUUUUCC